AUGGCUCUGGGACAGGCUGGUCUCCACCGACAGGCCCCGGGCACAAUGUGGGAAGUGCUGGGAGCCUCGAAGGGGAGUCAGCGACGGUGGGAGCUCGUGAUCCGUGUGCUGUGGUGGGCCCCAGGGGAGCGGAGGGGGGGCCCAGGGCUCUGGGGCUUCCAGCCCCGCAAGGAGCCGCCUCCUGGCUCCGAGAAACCAGGUGUUCCCGACUUUGGGCCCGUCCUCUCAGAGAUCUGCGCUUGCGGCUGGAAGUUAAAAGCACUGGCCCCUUGGAGAGAAAGCUCUGGCAAAGCCAGCCAGCUGCUAAAGAAGCAGAGCCCCCCCAUCCCACCGAGGCUCCCGGCCCGCCGAGCCCCCCAGCCUGCUGAGACCCCCCAUCCCACCGAGGCCCCCCAGCCCGCCGAGCCCCCCAGCCUGCUGAGACCCCCCAUCCCACCGAGGCUCCCGGCCCGCCGAGCCCCCCAGCCUGCUGAGACCCCCCAGCCCGCCGAGCCCCCCGGCCUGCUGAGCCCCUGGCCUGCUGACCCCCCGCCAUCCCACCGAGGCCCCCCAGCCCGCCGAGCCCCCCAGCCUGCUGAGCCCCCCCAUCCCACCGAGGCCCCCCAGCCCGCCGAGCCCUCCUGUCCUGCCAAGCCCCCCCAUCCCACCGAGGCCCCCCGGCCCGUCGAGCCCCCCAGCCUACUGACCCCUCCUGUCCAAGCUGUGGCUCUUCCAGGGGCUGGCACGGCUGGGAGGGCCGGGACCCUCACGUGGCAGCCUCGGACAGCUCAGCUGGCACUGGGGGGAGGGGGCGGGGGCGGAGUCGGGCUUUUGAAGGUCCAUAAACUGGACCAACUGGCUGGAGCAGGAGGAACAAUCCCAGUGCCGGCGGGUGGGGCGUCAGGCCCGGAGCAGCGGUCCCAGGGGUGCCCUCGAGGCCGCGGCGUAGUGCCUGGGGGCCGACAAAGGCGGCCAAAGCUGGCAGCAGGGCGGCUGACCCCCAAGCCGGGCACCGGAGGGCCCUGGGGGCCACCGCGGAGCUGCCUGGACGGGAGCCCCUGGGGGCCUUCUCUUCCCUCCUGGGACCCCAAAACGCGCUUCUCUCGGGCCCGACGGCCCCGCGGGGGCCGGCCACCCCUAGAGUCCCCGCUCCCUCCUCCCCUGCCAGGAGGCGGGCUCCGAAGCCAGGCCUUGGCAGCUGCUGUGCGCGUGGGCUUCUGCUCUCCGCCGGACAUACCAAAUCCCCGCUUUGGGGAGCGGGCAGGCGCACAUCCACUGAAUGGAAGCGUUCCCUGUGUGACCCUGCUCGAGUCACUUAACCUCUGCUCGCUCAAGUGGGCCAACCCUCAGACCCCAGCCUGCUCCCCUCUCAACUCGGGGGACUAA
This is a messenger RNA of Sarcophilus harrisii (Tasmanian devil), 1365 nucleotides long. Its product is annotated as basic salivary proline-rich protein 1-like. NCBI's taxonomy places the organism in Eukaryota, Metazoa, Chordata, Mammalia, Dasyuromorphia, Dasyuridae. Bases 1 to 1365 code for a protein of 454 amino acids. The transcript is spliced from 3 exons. The record is from RefSeq and is a predicted model, not a curated record.